This is a messenger RNA of Rotaria socialis, 519 nucleotides long. Lineage: Eukaryota; Metazoa; Rotifera; Eurotatoria; Philodinida; Philodinidae. The record is from the annotation of a GenBank genome assembly.
AUGAACAUCGACUUGAACAAUUUACCCGAUGAAGUUCUUUUUUACUCGAACGAACAAUUCUAUAACUUCAUCGAACAAUGCUUAGGUCACGAUGAAAUGGAGCUAAUUAAAUUACAGUCGAUUAAAAAUAUAAGGACACUCAUAAAUGUUCCUGAUGUUCUUGGUGUGCUCAACAUUAAAUGUAAAGAACUUGUUGAGCUAAAAAAUCGCAUAUGUUUCACUGAUGAGGAUAGUCAUCAGUUCAUUGUCAAACCAGGAAUCAAAGCAGGCAUUGAUGACAUGGUAGAAGUACUGAAGGACAAAAAUCACAGAUACAUCAAACGAACAAAAGGCUCAAAAUCUUCAUCUUUAUCUACGAAAACCAGCUAUUCACAAUUAAAUGCAUCUGUAUCAAAUACACCAAGUUUAAAUUCUACUGGUUCCACUUCAACAGCAACAUUAUCAAUAACGACAUCACCUAAUGUAAUGUCAAUAAAAGAUUAUGUCAACGUCACUUCCAAUUUUGCACGUCAGGAGUGA